AUGGGAGACCUGGUCAUCUGGGAUAUGGAGAAGGCUAAGGCUCCUCCAGGAAAGGUAGAGGAAGUGGUGAAGUACGCGGUUGAUGCCGGCUACCGUCACUUCGACUGUGCCUAUUUCUACCAGAAUGAGAAUGAGAUCGGGAAUGCAGUCAAGCAGAAGAUCAAGGAGGGGGCCGUGAAACGGGAAGACCUCUUCAUUGUCACAAAGUUGUGGAGCACAUUUCAUGAGAAGUCCCUGGUUAAGGUAGCGUGCAAGAAGAGCCUCGAUGCACUGCAACUGGACUACCUUGACCUCUACCUGAUGCACUUCCCUAUGGGAUUCAAGGCUGGUGAAGAGCUGCAUCCUCUGGAUGACAAGGGUAUGAGUAUCCCCAGUGACACAAAUUUUCUGGACACAUGGGAGGCCAUGGAAGAGCUGGUGGACUGUGGUCUGGUAAAAGCUAUUGGUGUAUCUAACUUUAACCAUGAGCAGAUUGAAAGAAUCUUGAACAAGCCAGGACUAAAAUACAAGCCAGUAAUGAACCAGGUUGAAUGUCAUCCAUACCUCACCCAGGAAAAGUUGAUCAAGUACUGUAAAUCCAAAGGGAUUGCUGUGACUGCAUAUAGCCCCCUUGGCUCUCCUAACCGCCCAUGGGCCAAGCCAGGGGACCCUACGCUGAUGGACGAUCCCAAGAUAAAAGAGAUCGCAGCUAGACAUCAUAAAAGCCCUGCUCAGGUUCUGAUCCGGUUUCUCAUUCAAAGAGAUGUGAUUGUCAUUCCCAAGUCUGACAAACCACAGCGGGUUGAGGAGAACAUCAAGGUAUUUGACUUUGAACUGUCUAAAAAGGAGAUGGAUGUCAUCCUCAGCUUCAACAGGAACUGGAGGGCAGUUCCAGUGCUCCAAGCUGUCAAUCACAAGGACUAUCCAUUCAAAGCGGAGUAUUAA
This is a messenger RNA of Chaetura pelagica (chimney swift), 924 nucleotides long. RefSeq names its product aldose reductase-like. Gene Ontology annotation, molecular function: aldose reductase (NADPH) activity. The transcript has 10 exons. Lineage: Eukaryota; Metazoa; Chordata; Aves; Apodiformes; Apodidae. Gene Ontology annotation, cellular component: cytosol. The record is from RefSeq and is a predicted model, not a curated record. Bases 1 to 924 code for a protein of 307 amino acids.